This is a messenger RNA of Cuscuta europaea, 971 nucleotides long. Lineage: Eukaryota; Viridiplantae; Streptophyta; Magnoliopsida; Solanales; Convolvulaceae. The record is from the annotation of a GenBank genome assembly.
GAAAAAUCCUUAAAUGUUACUUUCACUUUUUACGUGGUUAUCCACUUCUCAAGCGAUCUUUUUAGUAUAUUCAAACAUCAUCAUUUUAAUCUGAUUCAUCUGAAUUUGAUAUGGUUUCACCAUCCUAAUCCUCUAUUAUACAUUUAUACUCCGUAUAUCCUUUAACACAAUUCACACAAUUUUGCUGAGCUGAUUUCUAUCCAAACUAGAUCUAGUCAAUCAAGAUUAAGAUCUAAACGGUCUCAUUAAAAAUCAUAAGAUCGUGGAUUCGUGGGUCGGGCGUGAGGCGUCAAUUGAAAGGCCCAAAACUCUGUUUCACAAGUGCGCUUUUGGUCCGUUGUCUUUCAUUAUCCGAUCCUUCGCUGCCCGCCUAGCAAGCGUUCGACCAUUUGCCUGAAAGAAGCCUCGAGCAGCGGAGAAGGAAGUCAUGAGUGCCGGAAAGUUGAAGAACUUGCUGGCAUCGGUAGCCAUCGGAGGAGUGACCGAGGCGAGGGCGAGCAUAUUUGGCCACGUGCUUAACCCCACGGGCGAAAGAUCUGCUCAUAAAAUUCUGCGCAAGAAGCUGAUUGGAGACAAGGUUUCGCAGUGGUACCCCCAUGACAUCAGAAAGGACGACCCUCUCAUCAUGGCUCGAGAAGAACAAGAGCGCUUAAGUAAGCUUGAAAUGUUGAAGCGCCGAGGUAAGGGACCACCUAAGAAGGGGCAGGGAAGGCAAGCAAAGAAGCGGAACAAAUAGGCAUUGUCUCUAGAUCGUCUAGUAAUAGUUUACCAAGCAUUAGUGUUUUUUUAUUUUAUGGCUAGUUUUUCUCUCUGGUAUUUUUUGUCAUGGUCAGACUAUAUUUACUACUAUCUGUCCUGGAAAAAGAAGUUAUGUUUGUAAUAAUAAUUUUAAUACUGAAAUCAGAGAUUUGUUUGUUGUGCAGACGGAUUACUUUAUUGAACAACAUAAAUUAUUUAAAAUAUAAUGUCAA